UAACGGUUUAAACUGGGAUACUGACUUUGAUUCAGGUUCCGUAUCAGUGUUUCAGGUUCAAGAUCCAAACCGUAAAAACAAAGAUUUGCAAUAAUUUUAAUUAGGCGGCAAUCGGCAAUGAUGAUGUCGUUCGGCAAGUUUGUGCUGCUCCUGGCCCUCAUCCAUGUGCAUCACUGUACCGGAGCCAUUGCCGCAUCCUCGGCCAGGACCAUCUACUACCGGAAUACCCCACCCGAUCCGUUUGGCCACUACAGCUUCGAGUUCCAGACCACCAAUGGCAUCACCACCAAGGGGGCCGGGAACGAGAACGGAGCCGUCGGAGUGGUUCAGUUCGUGUCCCUCGAGGGCAUUCCCGUCACCUUCUCCUACGUCGCCGAUGCGAAUGGCUAUCGGCCGACUGGAGACCAGAUUCCGGCCAUUCCGCUCCACGUAAUCCGCCAGUUGGAGUACAUCCGCACUCAUCCGCCGGUGGAUGAGCGUCGGUCGAGGCGUUGGUAAAUCUCUCGGAUAUAAACAAAAAUUAUAAUUCGAAGCUUAAAUAGCUGUCGAUUGGCUGGCCGAAUAUCGUUACAGUUGGGGAAUAUUUUUAUUUCGUAUUUAUGUUUAUUGUUUCUCCAUGCAAAUGGGACAUACGAAAUAACAAAACAGCGCCAGCAAAAAAAAAAAACCAUGCCAAAAUACCUUGCAAGCCAAUAAAUAUUCUAGAAAUAUAAAUAAAGUACUAGACUUAAUUGAUCUGUGUUCUGGAAGUCCGGAAAGUUUAUCCAAAGGAUGGAAGUUUAUUCAAUAAAUAACA
Drosophila gunungcola (fruit fly) is the source of this 796-nucleotide messenger RNA. It is a transcript of the gene Cpr78Ca, whose product is annotated as pupal cuticle protein Edg-78E. Gene Ontology annotation, molecular function: structural constituent of chitin-based larval cuticle. The transcript has 2 exons. Lineage: Eukaryota; Metazoa; Arthropoda; Insecta; Diptera; Drosophilidae. Gene Ontology annotation, cellular component: chitin-based extracellular matrix. Bases 118 to 498 code for a protein of 126 amino acids. The record is from RefSeq and is a predicted model, not a curated record.